CGACAAAAGCUCAAAAUCUCAGGUGGCCAGAAGCGUGCUGACGUGUCCAAUCUGAGUUUGCGAAACUGGCUUUACUGUCUCACCAUUCGUAGGGCUUGAACCGCUACAUCCAUGUCCCAGACAUUCCCGCAAGCCAGGAGAAUAGCAUCUUCACCCAUUGGCAAGCCUGUCGCUUUUGUGACAGGUCAGUUUGCUGGCCACACGCUGCGCGCUGAACUGGAAGAGCUCCAGAAGGCAGAUUUAGGCCGAAAGUAUGCUCGCAAAGACCGGCGACCCCUAGACCCUCCGCCAGUCGUGCAGUUCCGUUUAUUCGAGGUGUUCAACCAUGGCACUCCGCGCGAGACGGAGAGCGAGUUUGACAAUUACGACGAGGUCACGAAUCUCGGCAUUCUCUGUCAUGUCGACUUGUUCCCUAUUACUGAAGAUACCGAUGACGCUGACGAACUGUCGGGCGGCGGCACUGUUCAAAAUACUACUCCGGUGUCAUAUAUUGACUCGACGUCUGGACAAGAUUUCUCAAUGUCAGCUUUCCCGCCAUCAUCCACUUCCCUGCAGAUGCUCUCUUCACCUGCAUCACCCAACAUGUCCCAAUCAUACGCACUUUCUCAAGGGUAUCCGCUUUCGGUGAUCCUUCCAUCGCUGCCAAUCCCGGCCUCAAGACCAUUGUUCGACCAUACUAAUUCUUAUCCGGUCCAGUCAGCGAGCAUAGGCGGUGAGGCAGACACUGACAUCGUUGCGUACUACGGAGAUCACCCCAUAAGGGAGAGUUCCAAAUGCACACAUGCGCUCGCGGGCACAACAUUCGUGCAAUCUGCCAGCCUGGAGUACAAUGGGAAGAAGGUCCUGAUGUUUGUGUUCUCUGAUCUUGCGGUCAAAAUCGAGGGCACGUUUGUACUCCGGUACCGUGUGUUCAAUAUCUCCUCGAAUGCCUUUGUUGGCUCCGGAAUCCCCAUCUUGGCGGAAUGCUAUGGGGGACCGUUCAAAAUCUACUCCACCAAGGAGUUCCCCGGCCUGCGGGCGUCCACCGAUCUAACCAAGCACAUCUCGUUUCACGGCGUUCGGCUCAACCUGCGCGAGAACGAACGGAAGCGACGUAAGAAAAACGAGAUCGAGGCCGAGCGCAGGGCGGCAGCAGCAGCAGCAGACGACAAUAUGUCCGAGGCUGAUUCAUCCCCCGCAGCCCUAAGCCCUGUGAGCUGCGAGCCCUCUACUUCGGCUGCCAGAACCACCGGUAUCCGGCGGAGCAAGCGAAAUAAGCGACAAAAUCGUGACAAAGGAAGGAACUCUGAGGAUGACAGCGGCGACUUCGACGCAUGAACAUAACCUAUCCCAUUUCAGUACGCACAUCCCACUGCUAUCGUGUUCUCGUUGUUUCGCUUUACAGUUAUCAACGCAUAUCAUACAUUAUUGCCGCCAUCUAAUUACUAUACAUCCGGCGACUCGCGUCUGCCAUUCAUAACUGUAGACAAAAUCACGGCUCUAGUUGAUUUUCUUCCGGAGACUCCCGCCUGUCUGUCAACUUAUACGAAUGGCAGGAAGGGGGGAGUGGGCCGUAUCCCUGGGAAUAGGCAUGCUAUUGGCGUUUGUACGAUAGGUCAUUGUAUCCAUAUCACGUACUAGUUUAUCAUCGCCUGUGUUAAUUGUACUUCGGUAUACGGAGUGCUCUAGA
Messenger RNA from Postia placenta MAD-698-R-SB12, 1669 nucleotides. RefSeq lists its product as hypothetical. The transcript has 7 exons. The record is from RefSeq and is a predicted model, not a curated record. The coding region runs from base 112 to 1317 and encodes 401 amino acids. Lineage: Eukaryota; Fungi; Basidiomycota; Agaricomycetes; Polyporales; Adustoporiaceae.